UGCGUGCGCACGCUGUGGGAGGGGCAGAGGAGGCACUGCCAGAGCAGCGGAUCCGUGUGAACGGUUUCGCGUCUGACGCACCGGGGAUUGAAGUUACUUGAAAGCUGCCAGAAGAAAGAUGUCCGGAGACGACGAACAGCAAGAGCAGACCGUCGCUGAAGACUUGGUGGUCACCAAGUACAAAAUGGGUGGUGACAUCGCCAACCAGGCCUUGCGUGCAGUGGUGGAGGCGGCCAAAGUCGGCGUGUCUGUUCUGUCUCUCUGCGAGAAAGGCGACGCCCUCAUCGUGGCGGAAACGGGGAAGAUCUUCAAGAAGGAAAAAGAUAUGAAGAAAGGCAUUGCCUUCCCGACGAGUGUCUCAGUCAACAACUGCGUGUGCCAUUUCUCCCCUCUGAAGAGCGACCCUGACUACAUGCUGAAGGAGGGAGACCUGGUCAAAGUGGAUCUUGGAGUUCAUGUUGACGGCUUCAUCGCUAACGUGGCUCAUAGCUUUGUUGUUGGAGCAACCAAGGAGACCCCAGUGACCGGGCGGAAGGCUGACGUCAUCACGGCCGCUCACCUGUGUGCGGAGGCCGCCCUGCGUCUGGUCAAACCCGGAAACCAGAACACACAGGUGACCGAGGCCUGGAACAAGAUCGCCAAGUCAUACAAAUGCACAGCCAUCGAAGGAAUGCUGUCCCAUCAGCUGAAACAGCACGUCAUUGAUGGAGAGAAAACCAUCAUUCAGAACCCCACAGACCAGCAGCGGAAGGAUCACGAGAAGGCGGAGUUUGAGGUGCAUGAGGUGUAUGCAGUUGAUGUGUUGAUCAGCACUGGGGAGGGGAAGGCGAGGGACGGAGGCCAGAGGACUACCAUCUACAAGCGGGACCCCAGCAAGCAGUACGGCUUGAAGAUGAAAACCUCCCGCGUCUUCUUCAGUGAGGUGGAGAGACGCUUUGACACCAUGCCCUUUACUCUCAGAGCAUUCGAAGACGAGGGCAAGGCCCGUCUAGGUGUGGUGGAGUGCGCCAAGCAUGAGCUGCUGCAGCCCUUCAACGUCCUCCAUGAGAAGGAAGGCGAGCUGGUGGCCCAGUUCAAGUUCACCGUGCUCCUGAUGGCGAACGGUCCGAUGAGGAUAACCAGCGAACUGUUCCAGAACGAACUCUACAAAUCUGAACACGAAGUCCAGGACCCGGAGCUGAAGACCCUGCUACAGAGUUCAGCAAGCCGCAAGACACAGAAAAAGAAGAAAAAGAAGGCUUCCAAGACCGCCGAAAACGCGUCGGGACAGACUGCCGAGGAGAACGAGGCCGCCGAGUAGACGCUCCGGCUCUCUCCGCGCAGACCCGAAAUGCGGCGGACGUCCCGAAGAAGCGGGGCGUCGGAAGGAGGGGAAAAAAAUGCUCCGACCUGCCACCUCGCCAAGCCUGUUCACCCAGAAACCCCCCUCUCUCCCUCUCUGUUGCGUUCCAGUCUCCCAGUAUGGCCAGAACUGGACCGGGAUGAGGGUUUAAUGCCCUCAUUCCCCAGACCCUUUUGGAGAGGUCUGUUAAAACUCGCAAAAAAAAUUUUUUGUCACCCAAAUAAACUUCAUUGACUGUUUGAUUUGCUUGUACACAGGAAAUGUGACUCUGUUCAAAGGUACUGGCACUUCAUCUGCUCAUUUAUCACAGUAUUUGAAAAAGGAGGCCGAUUGGAAUGGUCUAGUCACAGGACCCCCAUUACCAUUGUUUACCACGUGUACAUUUACAGAUAAACACUUCAUGUUUUGUCUACUUUUCUGAAUUAUUACAAAUCCCUGUCUUUAGAAACUUGCCCACAUUUGGGUUUUAUGCAAUUAACUGACCAAAUAACCCUUAAAUGAUUUUGUAUUGUAUAUGUAUGAGGAAACAACGAAUAGAAGCACUAUUUCUUAAAGUAGUAAAUUGCUGCCACUUCCAGAAUGGAUCGCAUUUUUAAAAUUGGCUUCAAAUGCAAAUGUGCAGCUUUUGGAAACUAAAGUGGUAGUUUUGUGUGAACUGAAAAGUCACAGAGAGAACUUUACCUUGAAUAUUAUGGAAGAUUAAUUCCUGUGACCCCCUUCCUAUUGAAAUGAAAAAUGCAGAUGGUGGGCACUUGUCCCCUGAGGAAGUGUUUACAUCGACUCAGAUCAUUGCAGUGGGGAAACAGAGACUUUGUAUUUGAGUCCUGCUAUUGAGUCAGGACAUUAAAUCUUUCGCUUGAAAAGGAUUUUGCGCUUGUCCUCUGUGUCUGCCAUGCCAGUUUGAUACUCAUUACUUACUAGUCCUUUUAAUUAAUACUGCUUUUUCGGUUUUGCAGUCUUCCCAAAAUUAAACCAAUUUUUUAUAAUAUU
Messenger RNA from Anguilla anguilla (European eel), 2332 nucleotides. RefSeq names its product proliferation-associated protein 2G4-like. The record is from RefSeq and is a predicted model, not a curated record. The transcript has 13 exons. Bases 119 to 1300 code for a protein of 393 amino acids. NCBI's taxonomy places the organism in Eukaryota, Metazoa, Chordata, Actinopteri, Anguilliformes, Anguillidae.